CUCUUUAAGUGAGUUAAUCGUACACGCCCAGAUACUAGUACAAUAUCCAAGUUAUCCUCAGUUCCGCUCUCUAGUUUUCAUUUCAUAGGAAUGUCACCUAUACCUUUGGGUGCGAACUUGUCUCUUUCUUAGUAAUAAUAUCCUAUCACAUGAAUUUAUACACCCAUUUGAAAAUAUUAUGUAUGAAAAGAGGAACGAGUGUCCCGCCUAAAUGUGUAUCUUAAUCUGAUGUUAUCAGUUAUGUAUUGUGACACCAUGGCGCUUAAGACGUUCCCGUUUCAGUUCGAUCCCAGAUUAGCCAUCAACUCACAGCUGAUGUAUUCACCGUGUCCAUGGACCCCCUCGUACCACUGUCCACCAACGUUAUCUGUACCAUCAACGACCUGCCAUGCAGCUCUCCUACCAAAUACUUUAACUCGACAUCCUCAAACAUGGACCAAAGAAGAUGUCCGAGUUUGGCUCAAUUGGUGUGCUCAAGAAUACGCCAUAGAACCCGUUUCUCCUGAUAAAUUCGACAUGAACGGGAAAGCACUGUGUCUGUUAAACCGUAAAGAUAUGAUGGACCGGGAUCCCCAGUCUGGUGACAUCUUAUUCAAUGCCUUACAACAAAUAAUUACUAAAUCCGAAGUGCCUUUACCUUUUCCAUUUACCCCAUAUCCACUACGCCUGCCCGCUGGAACAAAUUUUCCAGUACCUCCAGUUAGUCCGUCACCAGAUUUUAGUCAAAGUGGAUUAUUAGUAUUAUCUGGUAAUACGACGCAGACGACAUUUUCAACCCCAAGAUCGACGCCAUCUUUUAUACCUAUCUUACCCCAACCUUCCCACCAGCAUCAGCCUUCGCCUUGUCAGGCUCAACAAGAACCAAUCUCAGCAGUCGUUACAUCCGUACCAGGUAAGGGUGUAUUAAGUCCAGCGCCGACCAGUACAGAUACCGACAGUGCCCCUUCAGAUGGUGAUUCUAAUAUAGACGAAAUGGAUCUUCAAGAAUCUGAUGUAAGACGAGUUGAUUUAGAAAGUAACAGUAAUUAUUAUGAUGAGGCCUUCAGAUUAAAAUGUGUGGCGACAUUAAAGAAGGCAGAACCAGAUUGUCGCUUACUUUGGGAAUUCAUUCAUCAGCUUUUAACAGACGCUAAAUACAAACAUUUAGUUUGCUGGGAAAACGUCAGUGACUUGGUUUUCCGUAUCGUCAAUCCGACAGGUUUAGCCGAACUCUGGGGACAUCAGAAGAAUCGUACGAAUAUGACAUACGAGAAACUAUCCCGUGCUUUACGAUACUAUUAUAAAAUGAACAUCAUUCGUAAAGUUCCCGGCAAGCGAUUAACUUACAAAUUUUUGCAACAUCCAAGCACCAUCCGUAAAGGACAACGGGGUGCUAGACCUCAUGCUAAGACGAAUCUCAUGUUACAAAACGGCAUCAAUGAACCAAAAUCGGAGCCAUCGUUAGACGUCGGUCUACCAAGAUUAGCCAUCAGUGAUCAGCAGUCACAUGACCACAUACCGUCACCAAGUCAUAUGCCCAGUCAAAGUAGACGGUUAAGUCCUGCCACAUUAACAUUACCAGAUAGGCAUUCCGAAAUGAUGCCACCGCCGACACUAUUUAGAUAUAACGAGACACAUUCAAAUAUCCAUUUCGUCAAAGGUGAAAUUCCAAUUCAGGACGAACCCGAAGACUUAUCGUUUAAGAGAGAGUCGCGUAACGUCAUUGAUAAUGUAGACAGAUCUCAAGGACACAUGUGUCAAACAAACUUUCAACAAGAAGAUGGCGGUAUGUCGGAAGACAACUCGAGUCGUGAACGAGAAAUUGGUAUUAAAAUAGAAGUUACUGCUUGAUAUUCGGACUGCUGGGCGCCUUUAUCUGUGAACUAGCAUGUGAAAAAUAACUGAAGCUUCAGCGCAUACGAUGCAUGACCAUGUUACUCGGCUAUUGUGUCUCGAAUGACAAUUUUACAGCAUUUUUUGAGAAGAGAUGUCAAAGAGGCACUCUUUAAAAAGAUAGUAAUUUUUAUGGGGAGAUAACUCUCGUGUGGGCUGUGCUUUAAUAUAUAACCUUUCAUAAAGGUAUCGAUGAUUGAUGUAAGUACGCAUUCCAUGUCCUUCUAUAAGCAAAGGAUUCCUCGCCUUUUAAUUAUGUGAUAUAAUAGAUCAUACAAUUCAAAGCAAGGGUGUGCCUGUGUAAACAGAUUGUUGUCGUACUUGGAGGCCUGUGUUGUGUGUUUGGGCCAUAUUAUGUUGUCAUUAUUUGUUUAUCAUAAUAUUAUAUAUAUAUAUAGCCUAUAUAAUGUUAAAGGUUGUUGUUAAGCUAUUUACUGGGAUGUUAUUAAAAUUGUUAUCUUGAAA
Messenger RNA from Patella vulgata (common limpet), 2337 nucleotides. RefSeq names its product transcription factor ETV6. Bases 229 to 1830 code for a protein of 533 amino acids. Gene Ontology annotation, cellular component: nucleus. The record is from RefSeq and is a predicted model, not a curated record. Gene Ontology annotation, biological process: cell differentiation; regulation of transcription by RNA polymerase II. Gene Ontology annotation, molecular function: sequence-specific DNA binding; DNA-binding transcription factor activity, RNA polymerase II-specific. NCBI's taxonomy places the organism in Eukaryota, Metazoa, Mollusca, Gastropoda, Patellidae. The transcript has 10 exons.